Molecule: messenger RNA, 5436 nt
Organism: Corylus avellana
Lineage: Eukaryota; Viridiplantae; Streptophyta; Magnoliopsida; Fagales; Betulaceae
Source: RefSeq, a predicted model, not a curated record
CUGACUCACCACCCACAACCCACAAAUGGCUGAAAUAGUUCUCUACGACACUGCUGGGAGCAUCAUUAGGAGUUUGAGUUCUCUUGCUCUCCAAGAGAUUGGAGUGUUAUGGGGUUUCAAAAAUGAGCUUCGAAAGCUCGGGGAUACUGUUUCCACCAUCCAAGCUGUGCUUUUGGACUCGGAGGAGAAGCAGGCCCAUAACCAUAUGAUCAAAGAUUGGCUUCGAAAGCUCAAGGAGGCCAUGUAUGACGCCGACGACUUGCUGGAUGACUACUCCACUCAACUUCUACGCCGACAACUGAUGACACGGGAUAAGAAGAUGGCAAAACAGGUACGCAUCUUCUUUUCCAAAUCGAACCAGCUUGUAUAUGGCUUUAAAAUGGGUCAUAGGAUCAAGGCAGUUAGGGCAAGACUGGAUGAAAUUGCAAUUGAUAGGAUCAAAUUUGGCUUCAAUGAGCACACCACAGCGACACAGUUUGAGCAUGUGAAAAGACAAGAUACACACUCAUUUGUACAUGGGGAAGAUGUCAUUGGGAGAGAGGAUGAUAAGGAGUCUAUUAAAAAGCUGUUAUUCGAUCCCAAUGUGAAUGAGAAGAAUGUUUCCAUAAUUCCCAUAGUUGGGAUUGGUGGACAAGGAAAGACCACGCUUGCGCAGUAUGUGUACAACGACGAGGAGGUUCGAAGACAUUUUGACCUGAGGAUGUGGGCAUGUGUCUCUGAUCCUUUUGACGUGAAAACUAUCAUUGUAAAGCUUAUAGAAUCUGCGACUAAGGAGAGACCUAAAAGCCUUGAGAUGGAUCCAUUGCAAAGUGAGCUUCGAGCAAAAAUUGAUGGGAAGCGAUAUUUACUUGUUUUAGACGAUGUGUGGAAUGAGAAUCAUGGUACAUGGUCCAACUUGGAAAAGUUGUUAGUGGGUGGCCUAAGAGGAAGCAAAGUUUUGAUUACUACACGUAGCGAAAAGAUUGCAGAGAUUACAGGUACAAUUUCACCAUAUCCUUUGAGAGGUUUAUCUGAAAGCAGUUCUUGGAAUUUAUUUAAGAAAAUGGCAUUUAAAAACGGGGAAGAGCCAAAUAAUCCAAAGCUAGUAGAAAUUGGAAGGGAGAUCAUACAAAAGUGUGCACAAGUUCCUCUUGCUAUAAGGAGCAUUGGGGGUCUAUUAUAUUUCAAAAAUUCGGAAGAUGAUUGGUUGUACUUUAAAAACCAUGAUCUUUACAAAAUAACUCAACAAGAAAAUGAUAUUUUUCCAAUACUUAAGUUGAGUUAUGAUCAUCUCCCAUCACACUUAAAGCAAUGUUUUGCCUUUUGUUCAUUGUUUCCAAAAGAUUAUGAAAUUGAAAUGAAGGUGUUGAUUCAGUUAUGGAUAGCUCAAGGCUUUCUUCAUUCAUCAUAUGGAAAUAGACAUCUUGAAGAUAUUGGUCGUGAAUAUUUUAUGGAUUUGCUUUGGAGGUCGUUUUUCCAAGACGUACAAAGAGAUAUAGUUGGUGAAAUAGGAAAGUGCAAAAUGCAUGACCUUAUUCACGAUCUUGCACAGUCAGGAGCAGGUGAGGAGUGCACAAUUUUAUAUCCAGAUAGAGAAAAAGUAGUUGGAAGAACUCGUCAUGUGGCAUUUCAUUCUUCAGAUUCAUUACCAGAUAUUCCUGCUCUUUUGCCCAAGCCUAACAAAAUGAGAACACUUCUUCUACGCAUUCCAAUACUUCCAGGACAUGAUGAUGUAUUUAACUGGAACAAUUCAGUACUUGAAAUGAAUAAGCCAGUCUUUAAUACACUUAUUUCAAGUUUUAAAUGCUUGCGUGCUUUGAAUUUGAGUCGGUCGAAUAUUCAAAAAGUGCCGAAUUCCAUUGGAAAGUUAGAGCAUUUAAGAUUUCUAGAUCUGUCUAGGAAUGAAGAUAUCAAACUACUCCCUGCUUCUAUAACUAAAUUGCAGAAUUUGCAAACACUAAGACUUGAGUUUUGUCGUGGGCUUAAAGAAUUGCCAGAAGAGACUAGAAACUUAAUCAGCCUUAGGCAUCUUGGGCUAGAUGGGUGUGAUAGCUUGACUCAUAUGCCUCAUGGACUAGGAAAAUUGAUUGCUCUCCAAACAUUGUCGCUAUACAUUUUAGGGAAGAAAAAAAGUUUUCUUUCCAAGCCAAAGGGUGGGCUAGGGGAGCUAGAUGGUUUAGAUGAGUUGAGAGGAGACUUACGGAUCAAGGGUUUAGAGCACUCCAGAUAUUCUCCAUCAAAAGCUAAGGCUGCAAACUUGGAGAGGAAGCGACAUCUUCAGCGUCUGAUGUUAGAGUGGGACCCAGAACCUAGUGAUGAAAGUGAUAAGGCAAUUGCAAAUGAUGAACAACUGUUGCAAAACCUUCGGCCACACCUAAAUUUGAAAUUAUUAUAUAUAGUUGGGUAUGCAGGUGUGAGGUUAUCUAGUUGGGUGUCCUCGCUCUCAAAUUUGACUUGUAUUCGAAUAUCGGAUUGUAAAUGGCUUCAACAUAUCCCACCAUUGGACCGAUUCCCUUUUCUCAAGCGUCUUUGUCUUAGUCACUUAAGUGAGCUGGAGUACAUAAGCAAUGAUGGUAAUGACGUGUCCUCUUCUCCCCUCAAAUUUCUAGUACUUGCUAAUUUGCCAAAGUUGAGGGGAUGGCGAAAGACGAGGGAAACAGAUCAUCUUCCGUUAUUCCCUUCAUUUCCUUCCCUUUCUUUUUUAUGUAUACAAAAUUGCCCUAUGAUGUCGCUAACAACACCCUCCUCUCCCUCUCCCCUUUUUGAUCUCUCCAAAUUGAAGUAUCUUUAUCUUAUAGAAUUAGAGCAACUUGAAUAUCUGCCACUAGAGUGGCUGCAGAACCUCACUUCUCUUGAGACCCUGGGGAUUUUGGAUUGUCGUAAAAUGAGAAUAUCAAUUUCUCCACUCUUUCAACAUCUCACCUCACUUGAAAAUCUGACUAUUCUUCACUGCAAAGAACUUACCAGCAAUGAGAAUGAAGAUGGCGCACAUGGCCUUGGAGCUACAAGAUUUGGUCAUCUAUCUAUCAUUGGCGUUCCAAAUUUGGUUUCUCUCCCAAGAGUGCUUAGAGAUGUUACCACUCUGCAAGGGCUUCAAAUUAUGGUUUGCCCUAGUUUGGUGUCUUUACCGGAGUGGAUAGGCGAUCUCCCUUCACUUCAGGAGCUUGAAGUCGUAAAUUGUCCGAAGCUAAUAUCAUUGCCCGAAGGUAUGCGCCGCCUCACCUCUUUACGUCGUUUGACAAUUGCGGGGUGUCCUUGCUUGGAGGAAAGAUGUGAGCAAGGAACGGGAGAGGAUUGGCCAAAGAUUGCUCACGUCCCAAACUUUCGUAAAGGCGGCGAUGGUCAUGUUGAAGAAUGGGUAGCAAGUCGAAUUCGCCAAUAUCUUGAGGAGGCAUUUAGUUUCACGUAUGAACGCUUCUUGAGACAAUCAGAUUUCUGCAAAGCUCGAACAUUUACAGUCUGUCAGCUUGAGCAGCAACUGUUUGAUCAUGUUUUCCCAUCUUCUUCAGAGGAUGUUUCAAGUUUGGCUUCAUUGAUUAGUCCUCUGUUUAUUCAUCAAAUAUUCUCCUCUUUUUCCAUGUGGUGCCAUCGUUGAGGCUUAUUCAAUAGAAAGUAUAAUUUGUAAUACAGUGGGGAUCAAUCAGAGUUUUCAUGGCUAUGAUCUACUUAGCUUAACCAACUUCAAUUUCAUGUGCUUUUUGUAACUUUACAAAGUUGAACCGAAGUUUGUGACUUUGUUCUGUAGCUUGAUGUGAUAUUGCAACUCAGAUACAAGUGAAGGAAGAUGGAUCUAAGAGGAGGUUUGCUACUUAUGAUUAAGUUGUCCUUUAGCUUAUAAUUUGUUCUUCAUUUUUACGUUUCUCUUGUGGACCGAAGAGGAGGUCAUACUUUGAAUGAAGUUCGAUAAUUGUUUGCAAAGAAUGGGUGCAUUGAUCUAUCGUUUUAUUAUGCAUUUUUCUCUCCAAUUUACAGCUUACUUUAUAUAGAGACAGCUGAUAGACCUGGAUUACUGGUAGAAAUCAUCAAUAUUAUUGCUGAUUUCAACAUUGAUGUGGAAUCAGUGGAGAGUGACACAGAACAGAGACUUGCAUAAAAAAUUAUCAAUUGAUGAAGUGGAUGUGAGAAUCAUUGGGGGAUUUCUACAAUAUACUGGGAUAUGCAGCCUCACUUGUACUCAAAACAAGGGACACUAUACAGAGCACUUUCAUGAUGAGGAUGAUCGGGUUUCUUCCACUUGCUUGAAAGCAUUUUAAUCCCAAAAGGCAGUGAGAAUGCUUGCUUGUCUUCAAGUGAAAUCAGUUGUUUUGCUGACUGGAAUUGAAGAUCAUGUUAGCCAUCCACUCUGUUUAUGUGUCUCUUGUUAGUGCAGUGCUCGUAUUGAUCUCAAUUGUUGUAAAAUGCGAAUAUCCAUGUCUCCCCUCUUUCAGCAUCUCACCUCACUUGAAAAUCUGUCUAUUCUUCGCUGCAAGGAACUUAUCAGCAAUGAGAAUGAAGAUGGCGCAGGAUGCCUUGGACCUACAAGAUUUGGUCAUCUAUCCAUAAUAGAUGUUCCAAAUUGGUUUCUCUCCCAAGAGAGCUUAGAGAUGUUACCACUCUCCAAGGGCUUCAAAUUAUGGACUAUCCUAGUUUGGCAUCUUUGCCAGAGUGGAUAGGCGAUCUCACUUCACUUUAGGAGCUUGGAAUCGUAAAUUGUCCGAAUUUAAUAUCACUGCCCGAAGGUAUGCACCGCCUCACCUCUUUACGUCGUUUGAUAAUUGCGAAGUGUCCUUGCUUGGAGGAAAGAUGUGAACAAAGAAUGGGAGAGGAUUGGCCAAAGAUUGCUCACGUUCCAAACUUUCAAAAUGGGGGAGAGGAACAAUUGAAGGUUUUACGUAUAGACGCUUCUUCGAACCUUGCCGAGAAUCAGAUUUGAAGCAACAGGAGCUUUGAAUAUAUUAAAACAGAGCUUUGAAUACUAACAUAGAGAUACUUUCAGAUCUGCAUAUCACCCACUAAUUUCAUUUUUCUCUGAGAAGAAUGAGCUUCGUGAUGAGAAGCAGAGGCUCAAGGUGGGCAAAGAGAAGUUGGAGGAGCAUGUGAAAGCAAUGAGUGCUCAACCAGGCUCCUGCCUCAUCCCUCUGCAAUGUUGGGUACAUUUUCUGCUCAAGCUGAUGCCUUUCAUUGGUUGUCCCAACAUGGCAAUUCAUGGCACCUGCUGUUGUUGACACAUCACAGGAUCAUGUAUUACGCCCUUCAGUUGCUUAAAAUUGAACACACCCAGGGUUUGGUUCAUGCUACUUGCAAGGCAAUGGUGUUUCUUUUAUUAUGUUUUUUAUGUAAUUGUUUUCAACUACUUCUGUGUUGGUAUCUUAGGGUCAGAGAUGUAAAUAGGUGCAACAUCUAUGUAUAGACAGCAUAGUGACUAGAACUUGUUGUGGAUUUCUGCUCAUCUUGUGUACAAUAAAAUAUGCAAAUGCU